Mycosarcoma maydis (corn smut) is the source of this 843-nucleotide messenger RNA. RefSeq lists its product as uncharacterized. Bases 1 to 843 code for a protein of 280 amino acids. The transcript has a single exon. NCBI's taxonomy places the organism in Eukaryota, Fungi, Basidiomycota, Ustilaginomycetes, Ustilaginales. Gene Ontology annotation, biological process: coenzyme A biosynthetic process. The record is from RefSeq and is a predicted model, not a curated record. Gene Ontology annotation, molecular function: ATP binding; dephospho-CoA kinase activity.
AUGUUGGUUGUGGGACUCACCGGCGGGAUUGCGUCAGGCAAAUCCACCGCCUCGUACCUCAUCUCUUCGCACCCUGCUAAGAUCCCUAUCAUCGACCUAGACGUGCUGGCACGCGAAGUGGUCGCUCCGGGCCAAGCCGCUCUCACAGCUCUACGCAGCACUUUUGGACCUUCCGUCAUCAACAGCACCGACGGGACCCUGAAUCGCGCGGAGUUGGGUCGUCUUGCCUUUGCCACACCCGAAAAAACAAAGUUGCUCAACAAAAUCACCCAUGGAGCCAUCCGACGUCGCAUGGUGAAGAAGUUGCUCCUGUACUGGAUUCAGGGUCAAAAAGUUGUAGUCGUGGAUACACCGCUGCUGGUAGAAGCAGGGCUGUGGAAGCUUUGCGGUGAAAUGGUGCUGGUGUAUUGUAAGCGGGAAGAUCAGCUGAAGCGAAUGUUGAAACGAGAUGGUGAGAGUAAAGGUUUGAGCGAGGAGGAUGCCGAGCAAAGGCUGAAGGCGCAGCUUCCGUUGGAAGAGAAAUUGGUGUAUGCCGAUGCCGUGCUGGACAACUCGUCGAAUUUCGGUGAGAGAUUGCAAAAGGAUGAGCUUGCGGCACCGGAAUGGACGAGGAACUUGGACAGACAUACGUCUCUGGCACUGCGAUUGCAGGUAGACAAAUUGGUCGAGAGAUGGUUGCAUGGAUAUAGUGGCGUACGAGGCAGAUUGAGAUGGCUGGUGCAAUGGUUGUUGCCGCCAGUGGGACUGUUGAUGGGCGCCUUGAGAGCAUGGUUACGAACAUCGGCAGUGAAGGCAAGGUUGAAGACGGGUGCAAAGCCGUCCUUGCCCAGCAGCAAGCUGUAA